UUCUGCGAUCCGACAAUGGAGGAUGCACCCGAACAGAUAACACAUCUGCCAUUCAGGGGUCAAGAAAAGCUGGAUGGGAAGUUUAACGGCCAUACUGGUUGUCACCCAGCUUUCCUAGUAGGAGAAGGUGACAUUCGGCAGAUCGGGGUGAGAUGCUCCGUAUACAACAGAAUUGCAGAGUUCCAGAGCCUUCUCAGUGAACCGCACAUCAACCUGCCUGUGUUGAGAGAACUCUGCUUCAACGGCAUACCAUUCGAAGGAGGGAUCCGGUGCCUCUGUUGGAAAAUCUUACUCAACUAUCUCCCGACAGACCGGCUAUUAUGGGAUUCAGUGCUGCAGAAACAAAGGGAAACAUACGACCACUUCUUAAAAGAAAUGAUCAUCCAGCCAGGAAUCGCCAAAGCCAAGCUCGGUUUGUCCAGAGAAGAUGUCACUUUGGAGGACCACCCCCUUAACCCAAACCCAGAUAGUCGGUGGAACACAUACUUUAAAGACAAUGAGGUGCUGCUGCAGAUAGAUAAGGAUGUGAGGAGGCUGUGUCCUGACUUCUCAUUUUUCCUGAACCCUACGGAUUACCCCUGUCAGCUGAUCAUGGAUCCAGAGAACGAGUACGAGACGCUGAGGAAGCGGGUAGAACAGACCACACUUAAGUCUCAGACUGUAGCAAGGAACAGGAGUGGCCUCACCAAUGUGAGUUCUCCUUUAAAAGCCUCAGCUUCGCAUUCCCUGAGCGAUAUAGAACCUCUGCCCAGCGGCUGUGAGGCACAUUGGGAGGUGGUAGAGAGAAUCCUAUUCAUUUACGCCAAGCUGAAUCCUGGCAUAGCCUACGUGCAAGGCAUGAAUGAAAUAGUCGGACCCAUCUAUUACACAUUCGCCACGAACCCUAACAGUGCCUGGAGAGAGCAUGCCGAAGCUGACACCUUCUUCUGCUUUACUAAUCUGAUGGCUGAGAUCCGGGACAAUUUCAUCAAAAGUCUAGAUGACUCCCAGUGUGGAAUAACCGCAAAGAUGGAGCGCGUUUACUCCACGCUUAAGGAAGAGGAUGAGGAGCUUUACCUCAGGCUGCAAGAACAGAACAUCAAGCCUCAGUUCUUCGCCUUCCGCUGGCUGACGCUUCUCCUCUCCCAGGAGUUUGUUCUGCCCGAUGUCAUCCGGAUCUGGGAUUCGCUGUUCGCAGAUGAGAACAGAUUUGACUUCCUCCUGAAGGUCACGUGUGCCAUGCUGAUAUUAAUUCGCGGCCAGUUAUUAGAAGGGGACUUCACAGUAAAUAUGAGGCUGCUCCAGGAUUAUCCCCUCUCAGAUGGGGAUGUUCUUCCUAUCUUGAAGAAAGCCAAGGAACUUCAAGACUCCAAAUAAGAUCCUGCAUUGCAGUCACUGUUCUGAGACCCUCUGGAACCUUACAGCCCACCCACCUACUGGACCAGAACUGAUACAGGGGGUCUGCGGCAUCCUUCAUGUGUUACAUGGACAUGAGUCUUGCCUUGUACACUUCUAUGGGUGACACUCCUGCCCGGAUUUGUGUGCACACAGACUAUACAACGGGCGCCAUGCUGGGAUUCCCUGGCGCUCACCCGUGCCUACGUCCUGCCCUCCUGAUGAAUGGUCAAUGCACUAUAGACCUUUUGUUUCUGGAGGGGCUUUGUGAAUAACCUGUAUCCGUAUCUUUCGGUGGGAUGGAAGACUGUUAUGGAUGACAACGCAGAGCACCGACCGACCAAUGGAAAGCCGGCAUUGUGACAAAGCUGCCUCCCGGCUUAGGCCCCGGCGCCUGAGACCCCCUGUAGUUACAUAAGUGUUUAGAAAUAUCUCGUUACAUUUCUCUGACGAAAAAUGAAACAGAUUUUAUGUUGUA
Messenger RNA from Hyla sarda, 1852 nucleotides. It is a transcript of the gene TBC1D13, whose product is annotated as TBC1 domain family member 13. Gene Ontology annotation, biological process: intracellular protein transport; activation of GTPase activity. Gene Ontology annotation, molecular function: GTPase activator activity. Bases 16 to 1356 code for a protein of 446 amino acids. NCBI's taxonomy places the organism in Eukaryota, Metazoa, Chordata, Amphibia, Anura, Hylidae. The record is from RefSeq and is a predicted model, not a curated record. The transcript is spliced from 12 exons.